AUGUCCAAACAACCUACAAUCACUGGAUUUUUUAAAAAGUCAGCUGAAGUUUUAGUUGCAGAAAACGAGAAAGUACCAGAACAAGCAGAACCCCAACCGGAAAAUGCAGGUGAACAUAGCGCACAUGUCGAAACCAACGAAAUUGACGAAGCUGCAGGUCCAUCGACAGCGGCUGAUGUGAUUGACAAGCCAACGAUCUGGACGGAUAAAAUGUGGAACGAAAAACAACAACUCUACCCAUGGCUACAGUGUAAGAAUAGAAAACUUGUGUGCAGUUUCUAUAUUUCAGCAAAAGAUCUUGGUCCGCACAGAACACAAGGCUGUUACCCGAGUACAGAAUGGCAAGCAACAAGCGUGACAUAUUACGGGAAUUCGCAAGAAGCUAGGUCAACUUCACUCCGUAAAAAAAUUUACAAACAUUUAAACAACGAUGCACAUAAACGAGCAGAAGAGAUGGUGAAUCAGCAGAAGAAGAACAUCAUGCCUGCGCAUAUGGACGUCAUGAAUACUGAAUGGUUAGAUACAACAAAAAGAGUUUUUCGCACGAGCUAUUAUAUAGCAAAGAAUGAUCGACCGUUAAACGAUAUAGAAGGGUUAGUUGACUUGCAAAUUCAUAAUGGGCUCGAUAUGGGGACUGGGCUGCAUUCACGAUCUUCUGCAACUGCUAUAAUUGACCAUAUUGCAUAUGAGAUGCGUUCCACGAUUUGCAAGACCAUCAAAGAAAACAAAGGGAAAGUGUCCAUUCUGAUUGACGAGUCUACUACUGUGUCUGGUAUUUCAACACUGAUAAUUUACUUAAAAGCUCAACUCGAAAGGUCAGGAGAAGCACAAUUCUUGUUUCUGGACUUGGUGGAGUUGACAAGUGGUCAAAGUGCAAAAGAGGUUCAUACAGCACUACUUGCUUGUUUAAAACGGCAUGGGUUUGACAUGGAUUACUUGCAAGAACAUUUUGUUGCAUUUACAACAGACGGAGCUAGUGUCUUGACUGGAAAGAAGUCGGGAGUCAUGGAGCUACUUAUGAAUGAUUUUCCAAAUCUCAUCACCUGGCACCUUUUUAGAAUCAUCGCCUAG
Molecule: messenger RNA, 1071 nt
Organism: Dendronephthya gigantea
Lineage: Eukaryota; Metazoa; Cnidaria; Anthozoa; Malacalcyonacea; Nephtheidae
Product: E3 SUMO-protein ligase KIAA1586-like
Exons: 1
Coding region: 1-1071 (356 amino acids)
Source: RefSeq, a predicted model, not a curated record